Schistocerca nitens (vagrant locust) is the source of this 2043-nucleotide messenger RNA. Its product is annotated as UDP-glycosyltransferase UGT5-like. The record is from RefSeq and is a predicted model, not a curated record. Bases 109 to 1671 code for a protein of 520 amino acids. Gene Ontology annotation, molecular function: UDP-glycosyltransferase activity. NCBI's taxonomy places the organism in Eukaryota, Metazoa, Arthropoda, Insecta, Orthoptera, Acrididae. The transcript is spliced from 7 exons.
CUCCACAUCUGCUAUCGCGGAGCCGUGAAGUGAAGGAUGUGUCAGUAGCGUGGAGAGCAGAUAAAGAGACGCACAUGUUCUAGCCUCGUGUGCGACAUCCGGUCCAGCAUGGCGCUCACCGUCUUCGAGAACAAACUUUUCCUGUUUGUUGCGUUGACGUCGCUGAUAAAUGGAUGCGUCGCCUCCAAGAUAUUGGUGGUUGUUCCAGCGCCUUCCAUCAGCCACCAAAAGCCGUUCCAUAUCUUGACAAAGGCUCUGCUGCAAAGGGGACACCAAGUAACUCUAUUCACUACAAAUCUUAUGAAUAUGUUGCACGAAAACCUGACGGAGAUCGACCUAUCUGUAGGCUACAAGAUAUUCAAGGAAGUGGACCUGGUAGAGGCGGCUAGGCAGACGCCUGUGGAGUCCCUCCCACUCAUUCGAGAGCCUGCAAAAACUUUUGUUCGUUGGCAGCUUAGCGAACCCGCUGUACAAGACUUCAUCAAGGGGAACCACACGUUUGACCUGGUCAUCAUGGAGCUCAUGCCGUUCCAGGCGUUCUACGGCCUGGUCCACAAAGUGGGAUCUCCACCGUUGGUCGGAAUGAUUACGCUGUCUGCUUUCGCACCAAAUUACCUAUCCCUGGGAAACCCAAUGAACCCAGCAUACGUGCCAGACGUCUGGGUCGGCUACUCGGACCACAUGAAUUUCUGGCAACGCCUUUACAACACAUACUUCUACCUCGUGUUCUAUUACACGUGGUACUUCGAUAUACUGCCGAACCAGGAGGCCAUCCGGAGGGAAUAUUUUGGACCAGAUGGACCGUCGGUGUACGACACAAACCGUAACUUCAGCCUCUUCAUCCUCAACAACCAUUUCGCUACGGAAUACCCCCGUCCGCAUCUACCCAGCGUCGUAGAGAUAACUGGAAUUCACAUUGAGGCCCAGGCCACGCCACUGCCUAAGGACAUCCAGGAGUUCAUGGACGGAGCGGAACACGGAGUGAUCUACUUCAGUCUCGGCUCCAACGUCAAGAGUAAUUCGUUGCCUUGGGAGAAGAUACAGGCCUUCCUGGAUGCGUUUCGAGAGCUGCCACAGCGAGUCCUUUGGAAAUGGGAGAACGACUCGUUGCCUGGACAACCAGAUAAUGUUAUGAUCAACAAGUGGCUGCCACAGCAGGGUGUCCUAAGUCAUCCGAAGGUCCGCCUCUUCAUCACGCAGGGAGGUCUUCAGAGCAUGAACGAAGCAACGUACCACGCAGUGCCGUUCCUAGUCAUCCCAUUCUUCGCUGACCAGGCGCACAAUGCAGCCAAGAUUGCGCAGGCGCAGCUGGGAGUCAGGCUGGAGUUCGACGACGUCGCCAAAGAAACAGUGCUGCGCAGUUCGCGUUCAGUUCUGGAGGAUCCAAAGUACAGAGAGAACAUGAGGAGGAUGUCAGCAAUAUUCCGCGAGCACCAGGCUGACUCUUUGGAGCGCGCCGUGUGGUGGGUGGAGUACGUGAUACGUCACAAGGGGGCCCCACACAUGCGUAGUGCUGCGCUAGACCUACACUGGUGGCAGUUUCUGCUGCUCGACGUCAUCGCCUUCAUUCUGGUGGCAGCGGCUGCGGUAGCUGGUGCCACGUUCUACCUCGUACGGGGAGUGAUUGUGACGGUGAAGAAGGGUUUCAGACAGAAAGAAAAGAAGCAGUGACACAUCCUCUGUGUUCUCUAACAAUAAUUGCUCUUUGAUUGCAGGAAAUAUUAUGUAUAUUAGUGCAAAUAAUUUAUUGACGGCCUACUUACAUUUUCCACACGUGUGCGAUCACUGUAUAUCAAUGCAAAUAAUUUAUUGAUGGCCUAGUUACAUGUUCCAUUUGUGUGUGAUCACGAUAAAAUAAUCAUCAUUAACCGUUUUGUGAUCUUUAUUUUAUAGUACAUUGUCGUCUGUAUUGUCACUGAACUACCAUAGUUGAUACACAAGUUCAAGGGGAAUUUUCUAGGAUUCUUCAAGGGGAGAGUGGUGUUACAGCAUUUCCCACGUCAGUCAUCAGAUAUCACAAGUACAGAUAAAUUCUUUUCCACG